This is a messenger RNA of Funneliformis geosporum, 678 nucleotides long. The record is from the annotation of a GenBank genome assembly. NCBI's taxonomy places the organism in Eukaryota, Fungi, Glomeromycota, Glomeromycetes, Glomerales, Glomeraceae.
AUGACUCGUUUUGUAAAGCAACCACAAAACAACAAACAUCCAAAAAAUUCUCCAUGUCGUUCUCACACAGCAACGCCUGUUUUACCAGAAGAGAAUACUAAUUCUCCUCAAUACAAUCAAGAUAAUGAACCUAUAUCAAAUACUUGUAUUACAAUCGGCUCUGGCAACAAGCUUAUUGAAGAAAAUGAAGAGCAAGUUGAAAAAAUUACAGAAGAUAUGAAACGCUUUAAGGCAGAGAACGAUGCAUUAAUUUUUGUAAAUAAAGAACUUGAAGGAAUUAAUGAUAAAUUGAAGGCGGAAUUUGAGCAAUCUAAGUUGCUUUACCGAUUAUUCUAUAAAGGUUAUAUCAAAAUCGAAGGGCAAAGUCAAAAAAUACAUGUUGAAUCCCAAGAAUCAGAUGAUGAAGUAGCAAGGACUGAGAUAAAAGAAAUAUUAAAAACAUUAUCGUCAGAAUAUGAAAUGAAAUACAAUAAAGUUUUUAACAGCGUAGAUAAUAAGAAAAUCCAGAAUAAAUUAGUUCCAGAAUUCUUGAGAUCAUUACGGCCAUGUUAUAAUCCUUCAUACCUCAAAUUAAAAAAGUGGCUUCAUACUUUACAUAAACACCAAAGAGAUAGCUAUUUAUUAGCAUAUAAAGGAGUUCAAGAUCAGACCAACAGGUGGAUACACAAUAAUAAUUGA